CUUCCACACGUGACAUUUUCCUUUUGUUCCCUCUCCCUUUGUAGCUUUCUCCGCCGCGACCUCUUGAAGCUGCCACAGUCGCCACCGCUUCGCCUCUCUCCACUCCGCGCGCCGGCAUUGUCUGUGCCUUGUUCUGUCUCUCGCUCUCCUCGUUGCAAUCUGUUUCUCUAUCUGAAGCUCUGUUUAUUCUUCAAAUACAUUUUUAAGAUCUACACUAAGAUUUAGGCUUUGUUUGCUUGAAGAAGACGAACAACAUAAUAUUCAUAGAGGAGAGAAAAGAGUUCAUAUUGACGGCAGUUUGUGAUGGCAAUACGCUCAACAUCACGGAGAUUUUUCAGUUCCGUUUACCGAAGCAUAUCGUCUUCAUCUUCCACUGGCAGUAAAACUUUUCCACCUCCGCCCGUUGUUUCUUCCCGAAGAGUAGUUGUCACCGGUUUGGGUAUGGUGACACCUCUUGGUUGUGGGGUAGAUCAAACUUGGAAGCAACUGAUUGAUGGGAAAUGUGGUGUUAGGGCAUUAUGUUUGGAGGAUCUUAAAAUGAAAGAUUUUGAUACAGAAACUCAGCUGACUACAUUUGAUCAAUUGACUUCCAAAGUUGCUGCUAUUGUUCCCACCGGAACUAACCAAGGUGAAUUCAAUGAGGAAAUUUGGCUUAAUUCUAAGGAACAUCGAUCAAUGACAAGGUUUAUAGCAUAUGCACUGUGUGCUGCUGAUGAAGCUCUUAAAGAUUCUAAUUGGUUUCCCACUGAGCAGGAACACAAGGAAAGAACGGGGGUGUCUAUUGGUGGGGGAACUGGAAGCGUCAGUGACAUGUUAAACUCUGCACAACUGAUAUGUGAGAAGCGUCUUCGUCGCCUUAGUCCAUUUUUUAUCCCACGGAUAUUGAUCAACAUGGCAUCAGGUCACGUUAGCAUGAAAUAUGGUUUCCAGGGGCCAAAUCAUGCUGCAGUCACUGCUUGUGCUACUGGGUCACAUUCUAUUGGUGAUGCAAUGAGAAUGAUUCAAUUCGGGGAUGCAGAUGUUAUGGUGACCGGAGGUACGGAGUCUAGCAUUGAUGCAUUAUCAAUUGCAGGAUUCUGCAGGUCUCGAGCCUUGAGUACAAAAUAUAAUUCAAGCCCACAGGAAGCUUCACGGCCCUUUGAUAGUGGUCGAGACGGGUUUGUAAUAGGUGAAGGUUCUGGAGUCUUGGUUUUGGAGGAACUUGAGCAUGCUAAAAACCGAGGAGCUAAAAUCUAUGCAGAGAUUCGUGGCUAUGGGAUGUCAGGCGAUGCUUAUCAUAUUACUCAACCUCCUAGUGAUGGGAGAGGUGCCAUUCUGGCCAUGACUCGUGCUUUAAGACAGUCAGGUCUUCAUCCUUCUGAUGUAGGCUACAUAAAUGCGCAUGCUACAUCUACACCUUUGGGUGAUGCAAUAGAAGCAAAUGCUAUCAAAGCCAUAUUCUCUGACCAUGCUAGCUCGUCUGCUUUAGCCUUCUCCUCCACCAAGGGGGCUAUUGGUCAUCUCCUAGGUGCUGCUGGAGCUGUUGAAGCAAUUUUUUCUGUUUUAGCAAUACGACAUGGAAUUGCUCCACUGACUCUUAAUUUAACAAAGCCAGAUUCUUUAUUUGGUGAUGGUUUCAUGCCAUUGACUGCUUCAAAGGAGAUGCCAAUUAGAGUAGCUAUGUCAAACUCUUUUGGUUUUGGAGGAACAAAUGCCUCACUACUUUUUGCUUAUUCUGGAUCAGAUUAGUAAGAUAGAUACAUCUUAUUCCACCGGCGUUAUUCCUACAAGAGCUGACUUGAUUGCUGAGGACAGUUUAAUUGCUCUUUCUUGCAUAUAUAUUUAUAUAUAUGCCUGAAGUAUGUGCUUUUACAUACAUUUUAAUACUGCUCUGUUGUUUUUACUCAUCAGUUUUUCAAUGUGAUUAGCUUUUAAUUAUUUGUAAACCAUCUUAUGAUUAUUCUAAUUGCAUUGUGAGACCAUCUGGCCAUGAUGUUUGGUGUAAUUCUAAAUAGACCAGGAUGGUUGAGUUGAAGUAGACAAAAAAAUUGUUUAGGUAUUUGCUGUGUAAUGUAUGAAAUAAAUAUUUUAAUAAAAAAGCCCAUUAUUGUUUGAUGUAUA
Molecule: messenger RNA, 2100 nt
Organism: Trifolium pratense (red clover)
Lineage: Eukaryota; Viridiplantae; Streptophyta; Magnoliopsida; Fabales; Fabaceae
Product: 3-oxoacyl-[acyl-carrier-protein] synthase, mitochondrial
Exons: 15
Coding region: 304-1728 (474 amino acids)
Biological process (GO): fatty acid biosynthetic process
Molecular function (GO): 3-oxoacyl-[acyl-carrier-protein] synthase activity
Source: RefSeq, a predicted model, not a curated record